CUGGUGCAAAGGUAAGUCAGAAGUUACCUUCAGAUAUAACGUAUCUGUUACGGAAGACGACAGACUCUGUGAAGCUGUUCUUCACUGAUUAAGAAAGACACAAAUCAACUGCGAGCUCGAGCUAAAGCAGCCCAGUGGAGCGGGAUGUUGCCUGAUAAAGAUGGACCAAAUGGAGGCGGAGGAGUCCGGGACGGGCCCGGGACAGAAGACCCCUCAGUGACCCUGUUCAGAGAGUACCUGCGGCUGAGGACCGUCCACCCCGAGCCCGACUACGAUGGUGCUUUGAGAUUCCUGGAGCGGAUGGCAGGCGAGCUCGGCUUACCCAUGAAGAAGGUGGAGGUGUGUCCCGAUCGGGUCGUGGCCAUCAUCACAUGGGUCGGCACCAGGCCUGAGCUGAAGUCUGUGGUGCUCAACUCACACACUGAUGUCGUUCCUGUGUAUGAGGAACACUGGAAACAUGACCCGUUCGCUGCUGUGAAAGAUGCGGAGGGCAACAUCUAUGGCAGAGGCUCUCAGGAUAUGAAAAGUGUCACGAUACAGUACAUUGAAGCCAUUCGCAGACUGAAGGCUUCUGGGAAGAGGUUUUCUCGCACUAUCCAUUUAAUCUUUGUCCCAGAUGAGGAGGUCGGCGGGCACAAGGGAAUGGAGACGUUUGUGAAGCACCCUGAGUUUGAGCAGCUGAACAUCGGUUUUGCCCUUGAUGAAGGUUUGGCAAACCCAACCAAUGCUUAUACUGUCUUCUACGGAGAGAGAAACCCCUGGUGGAUCACCAUUCGCUGUCCAGGAAGUCCAGGUCACGGCUCCAGGUUUGUGGAGAACACGGCAGCAGAGAAACUACGGCGAGUUAUUAACUCCUUCCUGGAGUUCAGAGAGAAAGAGAAACAGCGGCUGGACACCAGCGAGUGCUUCACUCUGGGGGACGUCACCACCAUCAACAUGACCAUGGUGAAGGGGGGCGUGGCUUAUAACGUGGUUCCUGCGGAGAUGGACGUGAGCUUUGACUUGAGGAUCCCGCCCACUGUGAACCUGCCGGAGUUUGAAGAGAAGAUCAAAGCCUGGUGCAGAGAAGCUGGUGAAGACGUCACGUAUGAUUUUGCACAGAAACACAUGGAUCAGAACUUCACGUCGACGGAGGACAGCGACCCCUGGUGGCACGCGUUCAGCUCCACCUGCACCGCCAUGAACGUGACUCUGAAAAAGGAAAUCUUCCCCGCCGCCACAGACAGUCGCUUCAUGAGGGAAGUGGGUAUUCCUGCCAUCGGCUUCUCCCCGAUGAACCUCACUCCCAUCCUGCUUCACGAUCACAACGAGUACCUGAACGAGCAGGUGUUCCUGCGGGGCGUCCAGGUGUACGAGUGUCUGGUGCCCGCCCUCGCCAGCGUGGCUCCUCUGAGCGGAGAAGUGUAGAUCACACACACACACACACACAGCUGCUUCACACGUAUCGACCGUAACACCAAAGAUCCGGCUGAUCCCAUAUAAUGAGGAUCUUUAAUGAACUCUUUAAUUAAGAGAAUAAUGUCUUAGAUAUGCUUUUAAGUCUUAAUUGUCUGCACAAUUAUUAAGAAUUGUUUUUAAUUCAUAACACUCUCAAAGGAAAGGUUCACUUAAAAUGAACAUCAUGUCAUCAUUCGCUCUCCCUCGUGUCGUUCCGGACCUGUAUGAGUUUCCUCAGCCGAACACAAACCAAGAUGCUUUGAGGAGUGUAACCAGACCCCGUUGACUUCCAUAGUCAUUUUUUAUUUUCGUACUAUGGAAGUCUGGUUACGUUCUUCAAAAUAUCUUCGUUUGUGUUACUCGUACAGUUUUGAAACAACAUGAAUGAUGAUAGAAAGUAGGCGGUUUGUGUCUCGUACAUCUAAUGAAAAAAGGGCAUGAUUUCAGAGACUCCAACCAUAUAGCUGUGCUUGCCAUAGAUGCAUUAUAUUUUUUAAUACAAAUGACUUUGAUGCAAUCAUAUAGUUAUGUAUACUGAAACUGUGUGAGGGUCAUUGAUUACUAUGAUGAUACCACACAAUAAUAAUUAUACACACUCACACUUAUACUGAGUCAGAUCUCUGUGGUUGACCGGUGCUACUUCGUCCUCCUGAAUAAACAGAAGUUGAGAGGUACCAUACAUCAA
This is a messenger RNA of Pimephales promelas (fathead minnow), 2122 nucleotides long. Its product is annotated as aminoacylase-1. Gene Ontology annotation, cellular component: cytoplasm. Gene Ontology annotation, biological process: amino acid metabolic process. Gene Ontology annotation, molecular function: aminoacylase activity. The record is from RefSeq and is a predicted model, not a curated record. NCBI's taxonomy places the organism in Eukaryota, Metazoa, Chordata, Actinopteri, Cypriniformes, Leuciscidae.